ACUAAUUGGGACUAUGUGCUAAAGCGUAGUCUAAUGGCCUUCAAAAAGUUGAUAAGGAGAAAUUGCCAAUAGAUUAUUAUAAUGCCAAGAAGAUGUUGAGGCGUCUGGGUCUCGGGUAUAAAAAGUAUGAUGUUUGUGUGAACAAUUGCAUUUUGUAUUAUGGAGAAUAUGAAAGUCAGUGUUAUUUACAGUGCACGGUAUGUGAAGAGCCACGAUUUAAGCAGCGUGAUGUGCAUUUUGCUAAGCCUAUACCAAGAAAGUCUUUGUGGUAUCUUCCAAUUAUUCCUAGACUUCAGAGAUUGUAUAUGUCUAGGAAAACUGUCGAGCAUAUGACCUGGCAUUUAAAUUAUUAUAAUGAAAAUGAGAAAAUGUUUCAUCCUGCAUGUGGAGAGGCGUGGAAGCAUUUUGAUAGCACUCACCCUGAGUUUGCUAGUGAACCGAGGAAUGUUAGGUUAUGUUUGUGCACUGAUGGGUUCAGUCCUUUUGGACAUUCUGCAUCUCCAUACUCUUGUUGGCCAGUAUUUGUGUCAGUUUAUAACCUACCUCCAACAAUAUGCAUGAAGCAAGAAUAUGUAUUCCUUUCAUUGAUUAUCCAAGGUCCCCAAAGUCCUGGAAAGAAUAUUGAUGUAAUGCUUCGACCACUAAUUGAUGAUUUAAAGCAGCUUUGGUAUUUUGGAAUCCAAACUUAUGAUAGCUUUAGGCAUCAAUACUUUCUGAUGAGGGCUGCACUAAUGUGGACCAUUAGUGACUUACCUGGGUAUGGAAUGUUGUCUGGGUGGAGCACACAUGGUAAAUUAACUUGUUCCUAUUGCAUGGAAAAUUCGAAGGCUUUUUGGUUGGAACACGGUCAAAAGACAUCAUUUUUUUAUUGUGAUCGACAGUUUUUGCCACCGAAUCAUCCAUUUAGAAGAAACAAGAAUGACUUCAUAAAGGGUCGUACAGAGAAUGGAGCAAUGCUAGAGAGAUUGUCUGGUGAUGAGAUGCGUAGUCGCAUCCAUUGGCUGCCCGAUGUACUAUUUGUAAUGGAUGACCCUAUGACAAAAGAUAACAUAAAUGCAAGACUUGAUCUGGAAUUGUAUUAUAAAAGGAAAAGUCUGCACAUACCAAAAACAGGAGUGAAUUCGGGUAAAAAGCCAAAGGCCACUUAUGUUCUUAGUAGGGAUCAAAGAAAAUCAAUAUGUCAAUGGUUGAAGCAACUUAAAUUCCCUGAUGGAUUUGCCUCCAAUAUAUCUCGAUGUGUCAAUAUACAAGAGGUACGAUUAUUCGGUAUGAAAAUUCACGAUUGUCACAUUUUCAUGCAAAGCCUUAUACCAAUUGCAUUUCGUGAUUUAUUACCGAAACAAGUUUGGGAGCCACUUGUUGAUAUUAGUGAGUUCUUUAGGGCCUUGUGUGCUCCGAUGAUUCAAGUCAAUGACAUGGCAAUAUGGCAAGAAAUGAUAGUAGAAAUCAUUUGUAAGCUAGAGCGAAUCUUUCCACCUUCAUUUUUUGACAGUAUGGAGCAUCUUGCAAUCCAUCUUCCAUAUGAGGCUCGUGUAGGAGGACCGGUGCAAUUUCGAUGGAUGUAUCCAUUUGAGAGGCUAAUGCAUUGUCUUAAGUUGACAGUGAAAAACAAGCAGCGUCCUGAAGCAUCCAUAUGUGAAAGUUACAUAAUGUCUAAGGUCACAAAUUUUAUCUCUCAUUACUUGGAUGAUGGGGUGUAUAGUACAAUUGAUAAUCCCAUGAGGAAUAUUGUUGUUGGAUUUGGUGAUAAUAGUGGCCUAUCCAUCUUUAAAUGUGUUGGAAAACGUAUUGGUUCCAAAAUUGAUAGAUGUUGCUUGACGGUAGAGGAACGCAAAGUUGCUUCGUAUUAUGUGUUAAUGAAUUGUGAAGAAUUGCGAGGAUGGGUCAGUUUAUUUGAGAGUGAACAAUGUCAAAAUAUGAAUUCUCAACAAAUUCAAGUAAAACGAGAGAGAGACCUUAUGCCCUGGUUUGAACAAGCUGUAAUUAGUGAUGAGUUCAUUAAUGUCCAUGAGCAUAUCAAAGGUUUAUCCAGUGGUCCAAAAAAUUAUGUUUCUUGCUAUAACGGAUAUAUUGUCAAUGGAUUUCGAUUUCACACUGCCCAUUAUGGUAGAAAUAAGCGAACAAUGAAUUAUGGUGUCUGUGUUGUCGGAUCUAUUGGUAUUGAAUCAGAUUAUGAUUUUUAUGGUGUGCUUCAAGAAAUAAUACAGAUUGAGUAUUAUGGAUCAAUCCAUCGACAGGCAGUUGUUUUAUUCAAAUGUGAUUGGUACGAGAUUCCUCUUGCUCAAGGGGUUCAAGUGGAUCAACAACAUCGAUUAGUUGACAUUAAUCCUAGAAGAUACCUUAGAUCUUAUGAGCCUUUCAUUCUUGCUAGUCAGGCAAGGCAGGUUUAUUACACACCAUACCCAUCUAGUAAUCAUGAAAGAAGGGGAUGGAUUGCUACACUUAAAAUUAAAGCUAGGAGUAUCAUUGAGGCUUCUGAGAAUAAAGAUGACCAACAAGAAGGAUUGGCACCAUAUUUCCAAGAUGAUGAGCCUCCUAUUCCUCAACAAAUAAAUAUUGAUGACAUUGCUUAUGAACCUGUGCAAUAUUCUGAUGGGAGGUUUAUUGAAAUACAUGAAUAAGCUGAGGUUGAGGAAGGGAUUGGGGAAGAGGAUGAAGAAGGAGAAUGAGAAGAUUUUGAGACAUCAGAAGAAGAAAACAUAGAAACAUAUGUUGAGGAGAAUGAUAGUAGUGAUGAGUAGGCAAUAAUAUUGAAACUAUUGAAACUUAUUAUUAUAUUUAUGGUUACUACUUGUUGUGGAUUGCUGUAGUUCUUGUUGCACGGAGGCUGUUGAUUCCACCUAACCGCAACGGUGAAACCCAUUUGACCCCCAAAGACGACUUCAGGAGGAGGUUCCAACUGAUGUGGUUCUGGAGACUCCAGCUUCAGAUGCUGAUAUACAGGCUGAGUCUCCCAGUGAUGAGGAUACACCUGUGGAUACUCCCUAGCAGAGACAGGGACGGGGGCAAGCUAACCCCGUGCAGAUGCCUACAAAUGGGACGAAGAUCCCAUUAGAGCUAGAUGAGUAUGGUGGUUUGCCACAACAGGUCAGACGACAGAUUGUUGUCCAGUUGCGGGAGAAUCUCCCAGAUGCUUACACAGCGUGGGGACA
Rubroshorea leprosula is the source of this 3152-nucleotide messenger RNA. Lineage: Eukaryota; Viridiplantae; Streptophyta; Magnoliopsida; Malvales; Dipterocarpaceae. The record is from the annotation of a GenBank genome assembly.